Molecule: messenger RNA, 5260 nt
Organism: Myotis brandtii (Brandt's bat)
Lineage: Eukaryota; Metazoa; Chordata; Mammalia; Chiroptera; Vespertilionidae
Gene: SIPA1L2
Product: signal-induced proliferation-associated 1 like 2
Exons: 24
Biological process (GO): regulation of small GTPase mediated signal transduction; activation of GTPase activity
Cellular component (GO): cytoplasm
Molecular function (GO): protein binding; GTPase activator activity
Source: RefSeq, a predicted model, not a curated record
GUGAAGGAAGUACUCCCGGCCGGACGUCUGAGGGAUCCUUUUGAAAAGCGCGGGGCCGUAUAAAAUAUCCCUGAGACGCACGUCGGGGCCGGAGAAACCGCGCUCUGAGGAUGCUGUUUGCUUCUGGGGAGCAAGAGCAAGGGCGGCUCUAGGAGAAGCCUCGUCUCUGCGUUGCGUGCCGAGGCCCCGUAGCGAUGUGACCGGCUCCGCGGCCAUCUUCCCGCUGAGACGCGGCGCUCUGCCCGCCGCCAUGAGCGACCCGCGGCAGCCGCAGGAAGAGAAGCACAAACUGGGCAGGGCCCCUGCCAAGUUCAAGGACCCGCCCAGAGCCAUGCAGUCCGACGAUUACUUCGCUCGGAAGUUCAAAGCCAUCAACGGGAGCCUGGCCCCCGCCGCUCCCUUCGGCGUCUCCAACGCCAGUGAGAGUGGCGGCCCGGCCAACGGCACCCCCGCGGUGCCCAAGAUGGGCGUGCGGGCCAGGGUGUCGGAGUGGCCUCCGAAGAAGGACUGCCCCAAGGAGCUGGCCUGCAAGGCGCUGUGGGGCGGCCAGUCCCAGAGCAGCUACGACAGCGUCGCCUCCGUCGUGCACAACGGGCAGAACGGCCAGGGCGACGGUCACCCCGAGGACCAGCUGGAGCUGGACUUUGCGGAGGCCAAGUACACCGCCGGGGACAUCUUCGUCCACUCCCCGCACAGGGGACUUCACCCCAUAAGACAGAGGAGCAACAGUGACGUCACCAUCAGCGACAUCGACGCCGAGGACGUCUUAGACCAGAACGCGGUGAACCCCAACACGGGCGCGGCGCUGCACCGGGAGUACGGGAGCACCUCCUCCAUCGACCGGCAGGGCCUGUCCGGGGAGAACUUCUUCGCGAUGCUCCGAGGGUACCGGGUAGAGAAUUACGACCACAAGGCCGCAGCCCCUUUCGGGUUCCCGGGCUUCUUCUCCUGCGACCCGGGCGUGUCGCCCAGCCUCCACGCCGCCGCGCAGAUCUCCCGCGGAGAGUUCGUCCGCAUCUCAGGAUUCGAUUACGUGGACGGCGCCUUCCUCAGGGGCAGGGACCGGGACAAGCCUUUCAAGCGGAGGUUGAAGUCGGAGUCGGUGGAAACGUCCCUCUUCCGCAAGCUGCGAACGGUGAGAAGCGAACACGAGACGUUCAAGUUCACGUCGGACCUGGACGACGGCCGUCCGGAGCGGGGCGUCCGUCCCUGGAGCUGCCAGCGCUGUUUUGCACACUAUGACGUCCAGAGCAUUUUGUUUAACAUCAACGAAGCCAUGGCCACGCGGGCGAACGUGGGGAAAAGGAAGAACAUGACCACCGGGGCCUCCGCGGCCUCCCAGACGCAGGCGCCCGCGGGCCCGACGGGCACCUGUGAGUCCCCGCUGGGCAGCAAGGAGGACCUCAACUCCAAAGAGAACCUGGACGCCGACGAGGGCGACGGGAAGAGCAACGACCUCGUCCUGAGCUGCCCGCACUUUAGGAACGAGACGGGCGGGGAGGGGGACCGGAGGAUCGCGCUGUCCAGGGCCAGCUCGUCCUCGCUCGGCUCCGGGGAGAACUGCUCCUUCGAGUCCUCCCUCAGCUCUCACUGCACGAACGCGGGCGUGUCGGUCCUGGAGGUGCCCCGAGAGAACCAGCCCAUUCACAGGGAGAAGGUCAAGCGCUACAUCAUCGAGCACAUUGACCUCGGGGCCUACUACUACCGCAAGUUCUUCUACGGGAAAGAGCACCAGAACUACUUCGGGAUCGACGAGCACCUGGGCCCUGUGGCCGUCAGCAUCCGGAGGGAGAAGGUGGAGGACGCCAAGGAGAAGGAGGCGUCGCAGUUCAACUACCGGGUGGCGUUCAGGACGAGCGAGCUCACAACGCUGAGAGGAGCGAUUUUGGAAGACGCGGUCCCCUCCACGGCCCGGCACGGCACGGCGCGGGGCCUGCCCCUCAAGGAGGUGCUGGAGUACGUCAUCCCCGAGCUGAACAUCCAGUGCCUGCGGCAGGCCGCCAGCUCCCCCCGGGUCCCCGAGCAGCUGCUCAAGCUCGACGAGCAAGGGCUGAGCUUCCAGCACAAGAUCGGGAUCCUGUACUGCAGGGCCGGCCAGGGCACGGAGGAGGAGAUGUACAACAACGAGACGGCCGGCCCGGCCUUCGAGGAAUUCCUCGACCUGCUGGGCCAGCGCGUGCGGCUCAAAGGGUUCAGCAAGUACCGGGCUCAGCUGGACAAUAAAACCGACUCUACGGGGACGCACUCCCUCUACACCACGUACAAAGACUACGAGCUCAUGUUCCACGUGUCCACCAUGCUGCCGCACAUGCCCAAGAACAGACAGCAGCUCCUGAGGAAAAGGCAUAUAGGAAAUGACAUCGUGACCAUUGUCUUCCAAGAGCCCGGAGCACUUCCUUUCACUCCAAAGAGCAUCCGGUCCCACUUUCAACACGUCUUCGUCAUCGUCAGGGUGCACAACCCGUGCACCGAGAAUGUGUGCUACAGCGUUGGCGUUUCUAGAUCAAAAGACGUGCCCCCGUUCGGCCCCCCCAUCCCCAAAGGCGUCACUUUCCCCAAGUCCGCCGUGUUCCGGGACUUCCUUUUAGCCAAAGUCAUCAACGCGGAGAACGCGGCCCACAAAUCGGAGAAGUUCCGCGCCAUGGCCACCCGGACGCGGCAGGAGUACCUGAAGGACCUGGCGGAGAACUUCGUCACCACGGCCACCGUGGACACCUCGGCCAAGUUCAGCUUCAUCACGCUGGGUGCCAAGAAGAAGGAGAAGGUCAAGCCGCGGAAGGACGCCCACCUGUUCAGCGUGGGGGCCAUCAUGUGGCACGUGGUGGCCCGGGACUUCGGCCAGGCCGCCGACAUCGAGUGUCUGCUGGGCAUCUCCAACGAGUUCGUCAUGCUGAUCGAGAAGGAGUCCAAGAACGUGGUCUUCAACUGCUCCUGCCGGGACGUCAUCGGCUGGACGUCGGGGCUCACGAGCAUCAAGGUGUUUUACGAGAGAGGCGAGUGCAUCCUUCUCUCCUCGGUGGACGGCUGCCCCGAGGACAUUCGGGAAAUGGUCCAGCGCCUGGGGAUAGUGACCAGAGGCUGCGAGACCGUGGAAAUGACCCUGAGGAGGAACGGGCUGGGCCAGCUCGGCUUCCACGUGAACUUCGAAGGCAUCGUCGCGGACGUGGAGCCUUUCGGCUUUGCCUGGAAGGCGGGCCUGCGCCAGGGCAGCCGCCUGGUGGAGAUCUGCAAGGUGGCCGUGGCCACGCUGACCCACGAGCAGAUGAUCGACCUGCUGCGCACGUCCAUGACCGUGAAGGUGGUCAUCAUCCAGCCGCACGGCGAUGGCUCGCCCCGGAGGGGCUGCUCGGAGCUCUGCCGCAUCCCCAUGGUGGAGUACAAGCUGGACAGCGAGGGCACCCCCUGCGAGUACAAGACCCCCUUUCGGAGGAACACCACAUGGCACCGGGUGCCCACCCCGGCCCUGCAGCCCCUGCCCAGAGCCUCGCCCGCCCCUGGCACGCCCGACCGGCUGCCGUGCCAGCAGCUGCUCCCGCAGGCGCAGGCCGCCAUCCCGCGCAGCACCUCCUUCGACCGCAAGCUGCCCGACGGCACCAGAAGUUCGCCCAGCAACCAGUCAUCCUCCAGCGACCCCGGACCGGGUGGGAGUGGGCCCUGGAGACCGCAAGUGGGCUACGACGGGUGCCAGUCCCCCCUGCUGCUCGAGCACCAGGGCCCGGGCCCUAUGGAGUGUGAAGGAGCCAGGGACCGGGAGGACGCCAUGGAUGGAGGCAGGCACCCAGAAACCAAAUGGCACGGCCCACCCUCCAAAGUCCUGGGCUCCUACAAGGACCGAGGCCUGCAGAAGGACGGGAGCUGCAAAGAGUCCCCCAGCAAGCUGUCCCACAUGGCGGACAAGGGCUGCCCCAGCCCCUCGAGCAGCGCCACGCUGUCCAGCAGCGCCUCCAGCACCAGCGACGACAAGCACUUUGGCUCCGGGGACCUGGACCCCGAGCUGCUGGGCCUGACCUACCUGAAGGGGCGCCCGACCCCCCCGGGCUAAGGAUGCUCCAGUGCAAGCUGCGUGCCUGGGGCAGGAGGAUGCUGCAGGCACGCAGGGGACAUGGAACAGGAAAACAGGCCGCAGACAUAAACAGAGGCUUCUGCAGCGGGCGGCUGUGAGCCUGGGGACGAGCCAGCACCACUGAACUCCGGUUGCAUGGCACCUUUUGUCUGUUCUCUCCUCAGCGGCUCACACCACUCAGGCAGCCCUUCCGCUCACUGUUCCAAAAGCACCGGGUCCCUGGACACGUCCAAAGUCUACAUCGUGGCUCACAGCGGCGGCCCGCCGGUGCCCGGGUCCAUGUCCAAGGCCUACCACCGCCAAGGGGCAGUGAGCAAGUACGUCAUCGGCUGGAAGAAGUCGGAAGGCAGCCCCCCGCCCGAGGAGGCCGAGGUGCCUGAGUGUCCAGGGCUGUUCGCCGAGAUGGAGCUCAUGUCCCCGGCAGCUCAGCACCCAACAGCGGCGGGAGAAGCCGGCUCGGAGACUCAGCACGUUCUGUCGAAGGAGGACUUUGUGAAGCUGAUGCUCCCCGACAGCCCCUUCGCAGAGGAGGGGAGGAGAAAGUUCUCCUUCUACGGGAACCUGUCCCCGCGCCGGUCGCUGUACCGCACCCUCUCGGACGAGAGCAUGUGCGACGAGUUCUGGUUCUCCGACGGGUCCCUGUCGGAUAAGUCCAAGUGCGCAGACCCCGGCCUGAUGCCCCUCCCGGACGCGGGCACGGGGCUGGACUGGUCCCACCUCGUGGACGCUGCUCGGGCGUUUGAAGGCCUGGACGCGGACGAGGAGCUCGCGCUGCUCUAUCACCACGCGCCCUACCUAGACCAGAGGGUGGCCACCUUCUGCACCCUGACGGACAUGCAGCGCGCGCAGGGGAGCCGUCCGGCCACGCUGACGGGCAAGGUGAACCAGCUGGAGCUGGUCCUGCGGCAGCUGCAGACCGACCUCCGCAAGAUGGAGGAACGGGUGCAGAUGCUGGAGCGGGUGCAGAGGGUGGAGCGGGUGCAGAUGCUGGAGCGGGUGCAGAGGGUGGAGCGGUGCUGGAGCGGUGCAGAUGCUGGAGCGGGACUUGGGGCGGGUGGGGUCUCUAACUCUGCCCUCUCUGCCAGGGAGCCGUCCCCAGCCACGCUGACAGGCAAGGUGAACCAGCUGGAGCUGGUCCUGCGGCAGCUGCAGACCGACCUCCGCAAGGAGAAGCAGGACAAGGCGGUCCUUUACUGA